AGAUACCGGCAAUAAGGAAUCCGGCAAUAAGGAUUCCUGACUGUAUUUUAUUUUGUUUCAUUCCAGAAAUUGUCCGCCUUGCCAAGGGCGAAAACGAAACACAACUAUCGAAGAUGACCCAAUGCGAGCAGGACACCUACGAGAUGCAGGUUCGCGCCUCGAAUAUCGUGCGCGCGGGGGAAUCCUUGAUGAAGCUUGUGUCCGACAUCAAACAGUAUUUGAUCUUGAAUGACUUCCACUCGGUGAACGAUGCCAUCUGCAGUAGCUCACAGCUGUACCGGAGCACUCAGAUGGAUCGGGAUAACAAAUUGAUGGCAGUGCGAGACGAUAUGGCGGCUGAUUUGUAUGACUUGGAGGAAGAAUACUACACUAGUAUGUACAAAUAGA
Ochlerotatus camptorhynchus is the source of this 387-nucleotide messenger RNA. Its product is annotated as mediator of RNA polymerase II transcription subunit 22-like. Gene Ontology annotation, cellular component: mediator complex. The transcript is spliced from 2 exons. Gene Ontology annotation, biological process: regulation of transcription by RNA polymerase II. The annotation marks the transcript as partial. Gene Ontology annotation, molecular function: transcription coregulator activity. The record is from RefSeq and is a predicted model, not a curated record. NCBI's taxonomy places the organism in Eukaryota, Metazoa, Arthropoda, Insecta, Diptera, Culicidae.